Molecule: messenger RNA, 2598 nt
Organism: Quercus robur (English oak)
Lineage: Eukaryota; Viridiplantae; Streptophyta; Magnoliopsida; Fagales; Fagaceae
Exons: 4
Coding region: 801-2351 (516 amino acids)
Source: RefSeq, a predicted model, not a curated record
AAGAGCACCUCUUGAAAUUCAGUUAAAAGAUUUUUAAGAUUUUUUUUGUUUGCUCAUCACUCUCUGAGAUAUUUUUUUUAUUUUCCCUCACUUUCUCUCCCUCCAAACAGGUUUCGAAAGCUUUUUUUUUAUUAUUAUUUAUUUUUUACUCUUUUCGCUUGCGAGAAAUGGAGAUGGCUAUGGAAGAUUCGCACUGCUCGCACGAUCUUCUCCUUCUCUCCAUGGCUCGCGCGGCGGUGAUUGUCAAUGGACGGAGCCCUCUGUUUCCGACGAAUCCUAUACAGAAUACGCAACGAAUAAGUAAAGCUGCUUAGGGUUUGUUAAACCUCUCUGUGUUUUUUUUUUACAACUUUGAAAGUGUGUUUUUCUUUUGGUUUUGUGUGUUUCUCUGUUUUGGACCUGAAAUUCGUGGAAUUGAGUUCAAGAACUCUAGGGGUAUGGUGAAUUUCACUCAGUUUGUGAAUUUCAUUUCUGAAUAUUAGUGAUUUUCUUGAAGAUUUGGAGUUCCAGGGCUUCUGGAAUUGUUCUUGUGAAAUUUGAGGUCCUUAGGGUUUCACAUAGUUCGUGAAAUGUUUGUAGCUUGGGAUUUGUGGGGGAAGUUUGAGUUCAAUUUCUAGGGUUUGAAAAGAAUUUUUUGUCAAACAUUGAGUUCUUUAGGGUUUCAUGUGGUUCUUGUAAGUGCUCUGCUUCUGAAUUUCCAAGAAUUUAUCAGGAAUUAAGGACAUAAUUCUGUGUAGUCUUUGAAGGAGUUGGAUGGGUAUUUGAAUUUGAAUUUGGGUUUUUUUGGCGGGAAAAUUUGAAUGGCUAAAAGGUGGGAAUUAGGGUUUCCGAAGUCUAAUGCUUCUAGUCUUAAAGAACAAGUAGCAAGAACCAUUCUCCGGAAUGUGAGGGCGCAAGGGCAUCCAUACGUUGAGAUUCGGGAAGAUGGGAAAAAGUUUAUUUUCUUCUGUACUUUGUGUCUUGCACCAUGUUAUAGCGAUACUGUGUUAUUUGAUCACUUGAAGGGGAAUCUUCACACUGAGAGGUUAUCUACUGCCAAGGUUACACUUAUGGGACCGAAUCCCUGGCCCUUUAAUGAUGGUGUUCUUUUCUUUGAUAAUUCAGUGGAAAAUGAUAAAAAUUCUGGGGUUUCAAAUACUAGUAAAAGUAGGUUGUUGGAGUGGCACAACGAUGAUAACAAUCUUUCUAUUGUCAACUAUGAUGGAAAUUCGAAAUCUAGUGGUAAUGGGUAUGUUGUUGAUCAUUCAGAUACUGAAAUUAGUUCUGAUGAUUUGACUUUGGAUGCUAAUGGGGAGAAUGGCAGUUUGGUAAUUCCUGGUGUGCGGAUUGGGCAUGAAAUUUCUGAUAUAAAGGGGCAGGAGGUUGGUUUUGGACUAAUUGGUGCCAGGUUCUGUGAGAAGGGUGACAUUUCAAUUGGAAUUAAUAGAAUAUGGUGCGAGUGGUUAGGGAAAAAGAAUCCUGGUGGAAAUAACAAUAAGUUCAAGGUUCCAGAGCAUGAUUUUGCUGUUAUUACUUUCAAUUACAAUUUAGAUAUGGGCCACAAGGAGCUGUUUGACAAUGUGAAGUCAUUGCCCUCAUCUAGUCCGACAACAAAAUCAGAGAUUGGGAAUGGCACUAGUAGGAAAAGAAAGACAUCAUUUUCUGACCCUGAGGAUGUUAGUGAGUCCUUGAGUAAUCAAUAUGAUUCAUCUGUGGAAGAUACUUCAGCAUCAAAUGAUUCCUCUUCAAGAUUGCUUUUGACUCACUUUGAUGAUCAACUUCUGCAUACGAGGUUUAUUUCAAAUAAGUCUAUAAGGCGGGAAUUGAGACGGCAACAGCGUGUAGCGGCAGAAAGGAUGUGUGACAUCUGCCAACAAAGGAUGCUUCCUGGGAAAGAUGUAUCAGCACUUAUGAAUAUGAAGACUGGAAGGCUUGCAUGCAGCAGUCGAAACGUGAAUGGGGCAUUUCAUGUUUUUCAUACUUCCUGCGUCGUACAUUGGAUACUUUUUUGUGAGUUUCAAAUAAUUACAAAGGAGUUACAUAACAAAAGAAAUGCAGCUAAAUACGAUGAAAUAGGAAAAGAUGGUGAGGCAAAAGCCACAAGAACACAAGAUGAUUCUGUUUUCUGCCCAGAGUGCGAGGGCACUGGAAUCAUAAUUGAAGGAAAUGAGCUGGAGACACCAAAUAUCCUUCCUUCUGAGAUGUUCAAGUGUAAAAUAAAGGCAAGUGAUGGACGUAGAGCAUGGAUGAAAAAUCCUGAAGUGUUGGAGAACUGCUCAACAGGUUUUCAUUUCCCUUGUCAGUCAGAAGAAACAAAUCAGGAAAAGGCAAAACCCCUGAAAUUGCUGCGUUUCUAUGGAUGUGAUGUAUAGAUCAGCCAGAAGAUCCUCUGAACCUUGUACCGAUUUUAGUCUCACAGUAGCAUGUAGAUUUUGCUUUUAACAUGUAAGUUGUUGUUCAAGUAAGUAUCAUGAUUCUAGUACAAACCAUGGGUAGGAUUUUAAAUAUAACCAGGAUUUCGUAAACAUUGUAUAUACCUGUUGUUGGACAGAGGAGCAUACAUUCAGUAUACAUUGCUGAGAUAUAUCUGCAUGGUAAAUGAAUUGGAUUUGCUCUUAA